UGUUCGCGGAACGGGAGCUUAGUAUCCUCGGGAGAGUUAACCGAAGCAGGAGUACACGCCUUUUGCGAUGUCGCAUAAAACAGGACUCCCCCGAUGUGAACCGCCCCAGUUGGAGUGUUUUCAGUGCCGUUGGUGGUUCUGCUGAGAACGAAUAAUGCUGGAUGCGAUGUACCACAAUAGUGAUUCCCGGUCGGUGAGCAAUUUCGAGCUGAAAGCCAUCAAUGCCAUCGAUAAUCGGAGGAUAUGUCGAGGGCUGAAAAGUUUGUUCCUUGAGUACUGUUCGAACAGUUCGAUCCAUGGCGUGAGGUAUUUCGGCUGCAGACGACGGACUCCCUGUGAAAAAAUCUGGUGGAUGGUAACAUUCUUCCUCUCGUUGUACGGUUGUGGGCGGCUGAUACAUAACGUUUACGUCAAAUGGGACCAAACGCCUGUGAUUGUGAGUUUCAACGAAAAAAGCACCCCGGUUUGGCAGAUUCCGUUUCCUGCAAUCACUGUUUGUCCGGAAACGAAGACGAAGUUCAAAUAUCUGGAUUUUACGGAGGCAUUUCACAUGGUGUAUUCCAAUGAUAGCAGUGGUUUGGAUGGGGAAAGGUUGAGCCGCCUCCAAGCGGUUGCCCAAGUUUGCGACGCCCACAUAUUCGAUAGUUCUGUUUUUAACCAAACCUACGACAGCGAGUGUGUGAAUUGGUUGAAAAAUGUUUCCGUUUCCGACGCAGAGAUGCUGAUGAUCUGCAGAUGGCGCAAUGAUGUGCGUGGUUGUGACGAUAUUUUCUCUACGACAAUAACGGAGGAAGGUCUCUGCUAUACGUUCAACGCCGUUGCCUCCGAUGAAUUGCUGAGGCAGGAGGAAUUGCACGGCGAUUAUCCUUACAUGACAGCGAAUACCAGCUCGCCACAAUGGACACUGGAGAAUGGCUAUACCGAGCAUGCUGACAUUGACACUUACCCUGUCAGAGUGCUCGGAGCGGGUGCGAGAGCAGGGUUAAACCUUUUACUGAGACUGUACGAAUAUGAUCUGGAUUAUUUGUGCAGAGGGCCUGUGCAAGGAUUUAAAGUUCUACUGCAUCCAUCCAGCGAGUACCCUCAGGUAUCCAAGCAGUACUUCCGCGUUCCACUUAACCAAGAAGUAAUCAUCUCGGUGAAGCCACAAAUGAUAACCACUUCCGACGGUUUACGAGAUUAUGCUCCCCACCGCCGCCAAUGUUACUUCAAUCAUGAGCGCCGGCUAAAGUACUUCAAAGUCUACACGCAACAAAAUUGCGAACUGGAAUGUAGAGCCAACUAUACGCUGCAGACGUGUGGGUGUGUGAAAUUUUCGAUGCCACGGGACGCCAACACGGAGGUAUGCGGCGCCACUAAGAUACAGUGCUACAAUGAGGCUGAGGAUGCGCUACUGGGCCAGGAUGUGAUGUACAAUGUGGACAAACGCUACGAUUUUGGGGCCAAGUGUGACUGUCUGCCGGCGUGCACCUCGGUACAGUACGACGCCGAAAUUUCGCAAGCAGAUUUCAACUGGAAGGAUCUGUUCCUGGCGUACAAGAGUCCACUCGAUGAGUUUCCAGGCGUUCAACUUGCCCGGCUCACCGUCUACUUCAAGGAGUCCCAAUUCAUAACCUCAAAGCGUAGCGAGCUGUACGGCAUAACUGACUUUCUGGCGAAUUGUGGCGGGCUGCUCGGACUGUUCAUGGGAGUCAGCCUGCUGAGUCUGGCGGAGAUCGUUUACUUCUGCUCGAUUCGGCCCUUUACCAUUCUCAGAGCGUACCGAUCGAAACACGCUCCGGCGACGCCUGCUGCGUUCGCGCCGCCAGUGUUUGACAUAGAGAAACCGAAGGGCAGCUAGGCGGUGCUGUUUGUAAACGUGGGGCCAAUCGGUGGCUUCUCGACUGGUCUGGUCUUCUGAGCUGUGGUCUAGGAUUAAUUAUCUGCUGUUUAACAUACGGAUUUUCAAUAUAAGCUCAUAGAUCACAAGAAUCAAUUAUGUGUAA
This is a messenger RNA of Toxorhynchites rutilus septentrionalis, 1985 nucleotides long. RefSeq names its product pickpocket protein 28-like. Gene Ontology annotation, molecular function: ligand-gated sodium channel activity. Gene Ontology annotation, cellular component: membrane. The transcript has 6 exons. Gene Ontology annotation, biological process: sodium ion transmembrane transport. NCBI's taxonomy places the organism in Eukaryota, Metazoa, Arthropoda, Insecta, Diptera, Culicidae. The record is from RefSeq and is a predicted model, not a curated record. The coding region runs from base 155 to 1840 and encodes 561 amino acids.